Tuber aestivum (summer truffle) is the source of this 1327-nucleotide messenger RNA. The record is from the annotation of a GenBank genome assembly. Lineage: Eukaryota; Fungi; Ascomycota; Pezizomycetes; Pezizales; Tuberaceae.
UUGUUGGGACCCAUCACAAUUCGUGGACUACGGUUUUCGAGUCUUUGUACCGGUACUAGUGCUCGGGUACAAGUUCACAAGCCCCGGUCCGCCCAUCACAUGAGAGCAGUACCGGUACCAUACUCGUACCGGUUCGGUUGGACAUGUGGAUCAACUUGCCCCGACUUGCGUGGACAUGCACAAUUGUCUUAACGGUACUGCACUCGUACGCGUACUGUUUCCUAUACGGAGAUUCAUGAAUUCCUUCUGUUGCUGGAGCCGUAGUACCGGUAUUUGGGGAGGUGAGAUGGCCCUCCAAGCCUGAGAGAGAGGGAGGGAAUGGGCAGAGGUGAGACCGAGAAGAAGGCUCUUUCUCUACUAUGGUUAGUAGCGGCGGCUUUUUAUGCUUUCUUUCUUCUGAUUUUUUUUCCCUUUCCUACAGCUUAACAAGCAUCAAGACCUUCACUUUGGCCAGAUUGAACCGUAUUCCGACUACCGGUACUGAACCAAGAGACUCUCACUUUGAGGGAGUUAUUACCCUCAAGCGGUCACCCCCUUUUGUAACUGACAACCCCCUAUCGCCGGUAAUCCAUAAAGGAACGCCAAAGUCGUGGAACAGGGGAACCAUUGAGUCGACAGUAUGGCUGGGUGGGUUGUUUGGGACUACUUGCUGGGGUAUCAGCUUGUUCUCUGGUCCGGUGAAGUGGUUGGCUUGCACAGCAUCGUAAUGAGGCUCAACUGGAUAGCCGGAUAAACAGCUGGCUGCAUCCAUCCACCCACCUGGGGAAAAAAGCCAAAGACGAUAACGCUGCAACCUCCAAUUUCUAAUCGCUGGUUGCCUACAACAAUCUCCAAUCCCACCAAACAUGUUUCCAACUAUUGGUUUGUCGAAAGCCCUUAAUCUCGGCUGUCACAUUAAUGUCCGAGUACUCCGCGAUCAUGCCAAACGCGAGGCAUUUGCGGCUGCCGAACAAACCCGUCAAGCGCUGAGGUACGUCGGUUCAUCGCCCACCAUCGCGCUUCAGCUCAAUUAAGCUUCUCCUGCUAACCGAAACCUGGACAAAACAGGUACAUCUCACAAAACACACAACUCCCGCUUCUGCAGAGGACAAAGGCGCAGGUUGAGCUCGCCCUUAUGGACUCGAACACUCGCAGGAUGAAGAUAAAGAAUCGAUGUGUCACAACUGGACGUGGAAGGGGUGUUUUGAGAAAUUUCAGAAUAUGCCGGGUUAGUGUGCUGCAAAGAUAUUCUUGGAGGACCGUUAUGCUAACAGAUCUGGUGCAGUAUCAAUUUCGGUUGUUAGGCAAGGCCGGUGAUCUCCCGGGUGUUAAGAAGGCAAAUUGGUAG